GUUGGCCUCUCUGUUGUCAUGGGCUGCAAGGCAGCUGGAGCUUCCCGCAUCAUUGCCGUGGAUAUCAACAAGGACAAGUUUGCCAAGGCCAAGGAGCUGGGAGCCACCGACUGCAUCAGCCCUCGAGACUGCAAGAAGCCCAUCCAGGAGGUGAUCACUGAGAUGACAGGACAGGGUGUGGACUACUCCUUUGAGGCCAUUGGCCUCAAAGAAACCAUGAUUGCUGCCCUGGCUUCCUGCAAUAUGAGCACUGGCAUCUGUGUGAUGAUUGGGGAAUUGGAUGCUGGUUCAGAGAUUUCCCUCGAUCCUAUGCUUCUGCUGACUGGGCGUGCAUGGAAGGGGACCCUGGUUGGAGGCUGGAAGAUGAGGGAUUGUAUCCCCAAAUUAGUUUCCAGUUAUUUGGAGAAGAAAUUCAAUUCAGACUUGCUGAUCACGCACACGCUGCCCUUCGCUAAAGUGAACGAGGGAUUUGAGUUGUUACGGGCAGGAAAAAGUAUUCGCAGUGUCCUGCUCUUCUGAGGGACACAGCCAUGGAAAGCUGAGAGGAGGGAUCAGCCCAGUAGAUGCUCUCCUGGCCCAGCCUCUUCUCAACCAGCCCCUCAAUUGGUGGGGCACAAGGAGAUGAGAAUAAGGAACUCGCCUAUGCUGGUGUUGCUGCGGGUCCUCCUGUGCCCAGACAGGAUCCAGAAGGAUCCCUCUUCUGACAAAACGCUUUUGCCAAUAAAGGGUUUCAGUCAAA
Messenger RNA from Neopelma chrysocephalum (saffron-crested tyrant-manakin), 739 nucleotides. RefSeq names its product alcohol dehydrogenase 1-like. Gene Ontology annotation, biological process: retinoic acid metabolic process; retinol metabolic process. Gene Ontology annotation, molecular function: zinc ion binding; all-trans-retinol dehydrogenase (NAD+) activity. The annotation marks the transcript as partial. Gene Ontology annotation, cellular component: cytosol. The transcript has 4 exons. The record is from RefSeq and is a predicted model, not a curated record. NCBI's taxonomy places the organism in Eukaryota, Metazoa, Chordata, Aves, Passeriformes, Pipridae.